This is a messenger RNA of Saccostrea echinata, 938 nucleotides long. RefSeq lists its product as uncharacterized. Gene Ontology annotation, molecular function: protein dimerization activity. NCBI's taxonomy places the organism in Eukaryota, Metazoa, Mollusca, Bivalvia, Ostreida, Ostreidae. The record is from RefSeq and is a predicted model, not a curated record. Bases 1 to 891 code for a protein of 296 amino acids. The transcript has a single exon.
AUGGCUUUCAACGAAACGGAGAUAAAACCCAUCAAGAUUGAGGAAACUGAGGAUAGUGGUGUUUAUGACGUAAAUUCCUCUUUUGACUUGACUGCGUCAUUCAACUCUUCAGAAUCUCGACCCCGAAUGCCUGACGAAGUGCGGCUGCGCAUCAAUAAUCGAGAAAGACAACGGAUGCAUGAACUCAAUGAUGCUCUAGAUGCACUGAGGCAAGUAUUACCCCACUCUAAUGGACCAUCCAGGAAGAAACUAUCCAAGUUAUCUACCCUUGUACAGGCAAGGAGUCACAUCAUAUCGCUCUCACACUCCAUAGAAGAAAUGAAAAGCAUGGUCAGUUCCUUGUCAAAGAAAGAUCCACAAGGCGAUUUCUUCGAGUAUGAAAACAGGAGUGGAUUAAAGUAUUUAAACCGUUCGAGUGCUUUCGUUCCCGCAGGACCAAGGUACUCUCCAUAUACAUCGACACCCAUCAAAUCCGGGCUGGGAGAUUUCCGAACAUCAACAACACAGGGAUCAAAUGCUUCACCACUACUCUUAAAGUUACAAGACUCCGCAAUUAAGAGGAAAGAAAACAUGGACCCUUAUAAACUCAAAGAAAAUGCAAUUGAUUCGUUUGGUUUCGGGAGGCCAGAUUUCUUGAGUCUUCCGCUCAGCGACAGAACGAGUUCAUCUUUUUCUCAAUAUGUGACUGCACCUUUAGACCCGAUCAAAAGAGAUGCUCCGGAAUUCGUUACUACAGCUUCCGAUUUCUUAACUCCGACCAAAAACCAGAACUCAUCACCAUCAAAGCCUGUUCUCAAGUUCUCUGUUGAGUCAUUACUCGGAUUGUCAUCAAACAGAAUUGAAAAUCCCAGUGAUAAUUCUACCAUGGACGACAAAGAAAGCGAUUUAUAGUGCUUAUCAGUGUUUCAAUGUUGAUAACGAUUUGUUAAUGUACAAAA